AUGGACGUUCAAGAAGAGCAGCAUUUGUACUCCGCGGCACAGGAGGAAGCUUCAGAGCUUGUAUGGAAGCAUCAAAAUCCCAACGCGCCGUACCGGAGCCCUGAUGCUCCCUACGACUACAAGGAGCAUCUGCGUAAGGGCAGUCACGCCAAGGUACAAAGCAUAGGGAGAGGGUCAUUGGAUUUGCAUCGGGGCGACUCGUUCACCAGAGACUCGACCUCCGGAGCUUCGGCGUCUGGAGGAGGUGAUGAAAAUAACUUGUCGAGCACUCGUGUUUCAAGCGACUCGUCUAUGAAGGUGCCGGAGAGCCCAGAAAACCGACAAGAGGAAGAAACCAAAGCGGACAGCGUGGUUCCAAAGGGCAUUCCUGAGUCUAAUAUUGUCCUCCCAAAUGCGCCUAUACCUGCUAUAUCUGAACUACCAUCAGGUCGGCGGCGUGGUAGUGGCUCUAAAAGGAAAGUUAGCGGUAGUCUCUUCCAGAAUCCGGAGGACCAAAUCUACGAGGAACCUGAGGAAUCGACACCAAAACCCACCGUACCGAAAGUACCAACCGCUGCACCACCUCGUGGCCGCCGCAACCCCUUCGCAAGAGUUCAAUUUGCGAGAGAGAACGUUGCGAGAUCAAACACGGAGCCCUUGUUGACGGGCAAGAAGUUUGACAGAUUUGAGAUUCAGAGAAAUCCACCUUCCCAGUCGCGCAAUCCAGCUUACACGUCUAACACGAACUCUGCGACACAACCAAGGUUAUCUAGUGACGUUGAGAACGCAGGUAGCGACGAGGAAGGAGUCAAAAUGAAAGAUGGCAAGGAGAUCCGAGGCGACGAUAUCCGAGCUGCGACCAGCAUGAAGCUAAAAGACCGGAGUCCGAAGCUUCCAACACCAACCGUUGUCAGCGAUAGUCCUGGACGGCCUAUCGUCAGCUUUCAGAAUGGCUGGAAGCCGAAGGAGGUGGAGCUCAAACAAGAAGAAACGCGGGCUCUGCCGGCCGCUCCAAAGAUCACCCAUACCUUGCCGGACCCUGUAAAAAAGCCCGGUAUACCGACUAUCAACCUCCCUGACGAACCAUGCAACGCUAGCAGAAAGUCGGAGCGUUCGACCAACCCUCCGGCCAUCUCAGUCUCCCCAGCGCCCCCGAUCCCCUCAAUAAGCGUAUCCUCCACGCCCCCGAUCCCAACAAUCAACCUCCCAGACGAGGACUCGCCACCAGUCUCCAGCAUCUCCGUCUCUGCCUGUCCCUCCAUCCCAACCAUCAACAUCCCAGACGCCCCCUCAAUAGCCAUCUCCGCGCCCCUCCCCUUCGUCCCCACGCCUAGUUCAUCCGCUCCGACUCGACCGCUCCCACAGCCCAAGACCCACGGCCGGCCGCACCCCCGCCACGCAGCCACGUCACCCCCAUCAACGCAGCCCCACUGGACGCCCUCACUCCGUGGCGCUCGCAUCGUCGCGCUCUGCACGAACUGCGCGCUCCCCAUUGCCGGCCGCGUCGUCAGCGCUGCUGGUGCACGGUUUCACCCGGAAUGCUUUACGUGCCAUCAUUGCGGGGAGGGGCUGGAGUGUGUGGCGUUCUAUCCGGAACCGGAGCAUCUGAGGGGGGAGAGGGUGGAGAGGAUUCGGCGGCGGAUAGUGGGCGACGAGGUAGAAGAGAGGGAAGCGGGGAUGGGGGAGGAAGAGGAUGGAGACGAAGGACUGCGGUUUUAUUGCCAUCUGGACUUUCACGAGUUCUUUAGCCCGAGAUGCAAGAGCUGUAAGACGCCGAUUGAGGGAGAGGUCGUGUUAGCUUGUGGGGCGGAGUGGCAUGUUGGGCACUUUUUUUGCGCGCAGUGUGGGGAUCCCUUCGACAGCUCAACCCCCUUUGUGGAAAAGGAUGGCUAUGCAUGGUGCGUCAACUGCCACACGAACCGGUUCUCGACAAAGUGCAAGAAGUGCAGGAAGCCGGUCACAGAUACGGUGGUCAAGGCGUUGGGCGUGGAGUGGCACACGGGGUGUUUUUGUUGCGUGGAAUGCGCCGGACCUUUUGACGAUGGGCGGUACUUCCUCAGGAGCGGAAGUCAAGACCCGGUUUGUGUCAAGUGUGAGGAGCGGCGGUUGAAGGCGUGA
Coniosporium apollinis CBS 100218 is the source of this 2097-nucleotide messenger RNA. RefSeq lists its product as uncharacterized. The transcript is spliced from 3 exons. Gene Ontology annotation, cellular component: Z disc; nucleus. Gene Ontology annotation, molecular function: transcription coregulator activity. The record is from RefSeq and is a predicted model, not a curated record. Bases 1 to 2097 code for a protein of 698 amino acids. NCBI's taxonomy places the organism in Eukaryota, Fungi, Ascomycota, Dothideomycetes.